Messenger RNA from Staurois parvus, 321 nucleotides. The record is from the annotation of a GenBank genome assembly. NCBI's taxonomy places the organism in Eukaryota, Metazoa, Chordata, Amphibia, Anura, Ranidae.
AUGUAUGUGAAAUGGUUUGAUACAGGAAUGUUAUAUUAUGUGAUUUUAGUGUAUUUAGUGAAUGUCACUUUUUGUCAUUUUCACAUUUCCUGCCAGUUCCGUCCCCCGUACGUCUCGACGCUCGCAGGGAAUGGAACCCGGAAGAUAGAUGCCGGCAUCAGCAGGAGGACAUUGCUGGGGACACUGCAGGAGGGACAUCGCGGGAGCGCAGGACAAGGUAAGAGAAGAAGAGAUCCCGGAGCAACGCUGCAGUGUAUUCCCGAGUGUAGCUCGGGGGGGUUACCGCUUGUGCUACACUCAGGAAUACCGCCAGGGGGGUUA